AUGGUGCGACUAUUGCCCGGCUAUAUGCGCGACAAAGUUUCACAAGCUAAUCACCCUACAGGCAAGCAAUGGCAUGCUCCCAAGAAGGCUUUCCGACCUACUGCUGGCCUGAGAUCUUAUGAGAAGCGAUCGCAAGAGCGGGCACAGAUGGCGCAGGUCAAGGCCAAGGAAAAGGAGAUGAAGGAAGAGAAGGAGGAAGAGCGACAGCGCAAGGUCCAGGCUAUCAAGGAAAAGCGAGCCAAGAAGGAGGAGAAGGAGAGAUACGAGAAGAUGGCCGAGAAGAUGCACAAGAAGCGAGUCGAGCGACUAAAGCGCAAGGAGAAGCGCAACAAGCUGAUCAACUCUUAA
Fusarium poae is the source of this 348-nucleotide messenger RNA. RefSeq lists its product as uncharacterized. The transcript has 2 exons. The record is from RefSeq and is a predicted model, not a curated record. The coding region runs from base 1 to 348 and encodes 115 amino acids. Lineage: Eukaryota; Fungi; Ascomycota; Sordariomycetes; Hypocreales; Nectriaceae.